CCUGCGCUCCACGCAUGCGCUCCUGAGGCGACCCGUUAGCCGUGUCCGAACUGCUUCCUCCUGCAGAUCGGCCGUCGCUGCGAGUCCCCAUCGCCGACGGGAUGGUACCCCACUUUGGCGAGGCGAAAUCGCACGGUGGCGCCCUGUUAGCAAGCCCGAUGUUGGGAACUUGUGCGUGCCCACUGCUCGAGGUUCGGCCAUCCAGAGGACUCGUGGAUGAAAAGUUUCAAAUCGCCGUAGAGAAUUUACCGCCUGCCCACAAAGUGACCCUGCACUCACUGCACCAGUCUGAGGAUGGCGACUUCUGGGAGGCGUUUGGGUUCUACGUUAGUGACGCUGAUGGCCGAGUCACGGCAGACCGGCACGAAAGCCUGGGGGGCACGUACGAGGGGGUCGAGCCCAUGGGCUUGUUGUGGAGCUUGAGGCCAGUUCCGGGAAGCAGGACGGGACUACGCUUGCGAAAGAAGCAUGUGGCUUCUCCAAUGGUGGUCUGCAUCUCGAUGUACGAAGGUCACGUCAGCCAGAGGUUCGGGGAGCUGGUGGCUUUGGCGUGUGCCGUCACCGAGCGCUGGUACAUGGGCCCCGGUGUUCGCAGGGUGGACGUCAGAGAGGGUGGGGUCACCGGGACCCUCUUCCUGCCUCAAGGUCCUGGACCCUUUGCAGGUGUGCUGGACAUGUGGGGCGGGGGAGGGGGGCUGGUGGAGUACCGUGCUGCCCUCCUGGCCUCGCAUGGAUUUGUCACCAUGGCACUGGAGUACCUCCCUGCAGACGAGUCCAGAACCGCUGAUAUCGAGUUUGGCUAUUUCGAUGCAGCCUUUAAAUUAGUGCAAGAGCACCCCCUUGUGGCCAGAAACAGUGUUGCAGUGCUGGGUCUGUCCUUCGGAACCUCUGUAGCCUUAUCCAUGGCUGCAUUCUCUACAGUUGUCAAGCCCAGGUGCUGCGUAUGUAUCAGCGGCAGCCACGUCCAUCCCAUAAACAAACCCAUUCUUUCAGUUUUUGAGGAGAUUAAGGAAAAUUUCCAGAAAACACGUUUUGAUGAAAACAACUAUUUGAUCUGGAGGGACGUGAUUUUGCCUCUGCCAUCUGAGCCUAGCAUGAAAGUAGAUGUUGGGAGGAUCAGGUGUCCGUUACUGGUGAUCGUCGGGCAGGAUGAUCAGAACUGGGCCACGGUGGAGUCGGCAGAGGAUAUGCAGAAGAUGAUGGAGGAAGCUGGGAACAGCCACCUCCUGACCAUACUGUCGUACCCUGGAGCCGGACAUCUCAUUGAACCACCCUAUAGUCCUCAUAUCCGUGCCAGUAACUUUGUUCUGCGUGGGGACAAAGUCAUUAUGCUGUGGGGGGGGCAAACCAAGCCACACGCAGACGCCCAGGAAGAUUCCUGGAAGAAGAUCCUGGAGUUUCUGCAGCUGCACCUCUAUCACAGCCAGGACCCUGCUCCCCUCGCCAGGCUCUAAGCUCGCCCCCGCCACAGCGAAAGUCUGGAGGUGGACGGUGACACUGUGGCGAACUCAUCCGCCAAAAAAAAGGCUUCAGACCAGGUUAUACUGAAGCCAGUGUUUUAUAAAAUCCUUUCAGGUUCCGUUAAUAAAUGUCAAAGUGAGGGACUGAGAAUAAGGAACAUACAGCAGACCAGCAGUCCUAGCUGUGGAAUUCUGCUCCAUCAGAACCUAAUGAGGUGAGCUGCUGGAACUGCUCUAAAUAAGGUAUUAUUAUGAUGGUGUCCGAAUACACCUGGCGGCAAACAGAAGGAACCUGAAGUCCUCCAGGCUGCGUGCUUCUUCAUGGAAGACGGUUCCUAGCUUCUGCCUUUUCAAACUGACGUUUGUUACUUAGUAGUGGAUAAUGAAGUGACUGCAGCAAAUGUCUCACGUCAAUGCAGUAAAACUAUGGUACCCAGUAUUAGAAAAAUAACACUAUUAAACAUUUACGCUAAAGAAAGUCCUUCCCCUUGUUCCAGCUGUUAUUUACUUUGUGAUCUCUUGUGCUGUCUGGAAUAUCCGACAUUACAGUGUGUUAAAAUUGCAGUAAUCAUUAGCGGGUUUGUGUAUGCGUGUAUAAAAGGAUUAUACAAAAUCUGUUAUAAUUCUAAAUUAUAAUUAUAUAUACAAUUGUGUUUUUCCAGAGUAAUGUUAAGAAAUCUGGAAGAUUUAACUGUCUGGUAGUGCCUUGGUCCUCAUCGGAUACGCAAACUUUUACUGUAAACUCUCUUAUGGAUACAGUUAAAUAACUGCCUUUGUGUGAUUUAGUUUAAAUGUGAUUUUUAAAUGCAUUUCAAUGAAGUAAGAUAAUUGCUACAGACUGGGAACUCUUCAUAAUGAUAGUUUUGUUCUAGAAUGUAGUAUAUAGGUUUUUUUCUGUAAUAGAAGAACGAAAUAUCAACUUUAAAUAAAACAUCACUUACACUACAAAA
Paramormyrops kingsleyae is the source of this 2410-nucleotide messenger RNA. RefSeq names its product acyl-CoA thioesterase 18 (gene acot18). Gene Ontology annotation, molecular function: fatty acyl-CoA hydrolase activity. Gene Ontology annotation, biological process: fatty acid metabolic process; acyl-CoA metabolic process. The record is from RefSeq and is a predicted model, not a curated record. NCBI's taxonomy places the organism in Eukaryota, Metazoa, Chordata, Actinopteri, Osteoglossiformes, Mormyridae.